AUGGUUCGCUAUUCGAACCAUCCCUUGCUCUCCACCGUCGAAACAUGGCCUACACUGCGCCUCUUGAACACCGGCGAAGUGUCCCGGCUGAGCUUCUUGCAGAUAUUGUUGAGCACGCUUAACCAUGAAGCAGCUAACCGCACUAAGAAAUAUGCCACAAGGGAACCAAGCAUAUCUGGGUUCGGAACAACGUAUUCUCUACUUCGGUGCACGCAGGACCUAUCAUCCCAAGAUUGCAGAAUUUGUCUUAGUGGUGUGAUUGGAGACUUUUCAAAUGGUGCUGUUUGGGAAAACAAGGAGGAAGAGUUGUAUGAGUUGCAACUUGGAAAUGAAAGCCAUAAUUUAGAGCCUCUACAAUUUGGUUUGGCCACUAUUGAAGCUGCAACAAAUAAGUUUUUUCAUGAAAAAUGUUUAGGCCAAGGUGGAUUUGGACAGGUUUACAAGGGUGUUCUUUCAAAUGGUCAAGAAUUAGCUGUCAAGAGACUUUCAAAAAAUUCUGGUCAAGGUGGAGAAGAAUUCAAGAACGAGAUUUUAUUGAUUGCCAAACUUCAGCACAUAAACUUGGUGGCCUUGCUUGGAUUUUGCAUAGAAGAACAAGAGAAAAUCCUUGUUUAUGAAUAUGUUCGGAACCUUGACUAA
Molecule: messenger RNA, 639 nt
Organism: Neltuma alba
Lineage: Eukaryota; Viridiplantae; Streptophyta; Magnoliopsida; Fabales; Fabaceae
Product: putative cysteine-rich receptor-like protein kinase 35
Exons: 3
Coding region: 1-639 (212 amino acids)
Biological process (GO): defense response to bacterium; protein phosphorylation
Cellular component (GO): plasma membrane
Molecular function (GO): ATP binding; protein serine/threonine kinase activity
Source: RefSeq, a predicted model, not a curated record